UAAUUUGCUGGCUAACUCCUUUAAUUGUAACUGCCACUUGGCCUGGCUGGGAAAAUGGUUGAGGAAGAAGAGAAUUGUCAGUGGAAAUCCACGCUGCUUGAAACCCUUUUUCUUAAAGGAUAUUCCAAUCCAAGAUGUAGAUGUCCAGGACUUCACCUGCGAUGGUAAUGAUGAAAGCAGCUGCUUGCUUUCACCUCCUUGUCCUUCCCAGUGUACCUGCGUGGACUCGGUAGUACGUUGCAGCAACAAAGGGCUGCGGAUAUUGCCCAAAGGAAUUCCCAAAGACGUGACUGAGCUAUACUUGGAAGGAAACCAUCUGACUGCUGUGCCGAAGGGGCUCUCCACCUUCAGACACCUGACACUGAUUGAUUUGAGCAACAACAGCAUAAGCGUAUUGGCCAAUUACACCUUCAGCAACAUGACUCAGUUAUCAACACUCAUCUUGAGUUAUAAUAGACUUCGGUGCAUUCCAGUCCACGCGUUCAAUGGGCUCAGGUCUCUCCGAGUGCUGACACUCCAUGGAAACGAUAUUUCCAGUGUUCCCGAAGGUUCUUUCAAUGACCUGGUAUCCCUGUCCCAUCUGGCUCUAGGUACCAACCCUCUGCACUGUGAUUGCAACCUCCGCUGGCUUUCCGAGUGGGUGAAGGCAGGGUACAAGGAGCCCGGGAUAGCCCGCUGCAGCGGGCCUGACGCCAUGGUGGACAGGCUGCUGCUCACAACACCGACUCACCACUUCCAGUGCAAGGAGCCAGUAGAUAUCAGUGUUGUGUCCAAGUGUAACCCCUGCCUCUCCAAUCCAUGUAAGAACAAUGGGACAUGCAACAAUGAUCCAGUGGAGUUUUAUCAAUGCACUUGCCCUUUUGGCUUCAAGGGUCGAGACUGCAGUGUGCCCAUUAAUUCCUGCAUUCAAAAUCCAUGUCAGAAUGGAGGAACCUGCCACCUCACUGAGGCAAAUAAAGAUGGAUUCAGCUGUUCGUGUCUCCUUGGGUAUGAGGGGGAGCGGUGUGAAAUAAACCCAGAUGACUGCGAAGAUAACGACUGCGAGAAUAACUCUACAUGUGUGGAUGGGAUCAACAACUAUGUCUGUCUCUGCCCUCCUAAUUACACAGGUGAACUGUGUGAUGAGGUGAUUAACCACUGUGUUCCUGAUCUAAAUCCAUGCCAACAUGAGUCCAAAUGCCUUCCCCUUGACAAAGGAACCAGAUGCGAGUGCUUGCCAGGUUACAGUGGAAAACACUGUGAAAUAGAUGAUGAUGACUGCGUGGGCCAUAAGUGUCGCCAUGGAGCUGUCUGCGUAGAUGCAGUCAAUGGCUACACCUGCGUCUGUCCUCAGGGUUUCAGCGGACUUUUCUGUGAAACUCCUCCGCCGAUGGUUCUGCUCCAGACGAGCCCAUGUGAUAACUACGAGUGCCAGAACGGGGCCCAGUGCAUCGUCGCGCACAGUGAGCCCGUCUGUCGCUGCCUCGCUGGCUUUGCUGGGCAGAAGUGCGAGAAGCUCAUCACAGUCAACUUUGUUGGGAAGGAUUCCUAUGUGGAGCUGCCAUCAGCCAAAAUUCGCCCUCAAGCAAACAUCUCCCUCCAGGUAGCAACGGACAAGGACAAUGGCAUCUUAUUAUACAAAGGAGACAACGAUCCUUUGGCUCUGGAGUUGUACCAAGGACACGUGAGGCUCAUCUACGACACCCUGAAUUCGCCACCUACCACAGUGUACAG
This is a messenger RNA of Balearica regulorum gibbericeps (East African grey crowned-crane), 1713 nucleotides long. NCBI's taxonomy places the organism in Eukaryota, Metazoa, Chordata, Aves, Gruiformes, Gruidae. The record is from RefSeq and is a predicted model, not a curated record.